AUGAAGAACACUGCCAACGACCAGUAUCUAGAGGUGCGCGCCAACAACGUCGAUGAACAAUCGAUGUCGGUGCACUCGCGUUACUACCUCUUGGAAACACCGUUCUCGCGAAACUACAUUGAUUUCGACGAGCUCAUUGUCAAUUGUCCGUCGAUGCGAUCGUUCAACAUCAAGAAUAUCUCGAAAUCGAAACUCACCAUCAACCUCAGCACAUCACUGCCCGACGAAAUCAAACUCUACAAAGAGAAUAUCGGUGAUCUCAGUGCCAUUCCAACGCAACACCAACUCACCAAACAAUCGUUGGUUCACGACUACAUUACAAAGUUCUUUGAUGGCGAGGAGAUCGAUCCGCUCGGCUCGAAAACCUAUAGUAAUCGCAAGGUUGGCAAUUCUCACCAGAACACCUCGAAUGCAUCGUCUGCCACCAACUCGCGAACCAACUCGCGUGCCAGUUCGCCUACACUCGAAGUGCAGCUCGACAAACAGUUGCACAUCUACGAAGACAGUCUGGAUAGCGACGUCAACUCUACAUCGCUGCAACUCGACAGUGCAUCGUCGUACGGCACACCAAACAUGAGUAACUUUGCACUCUCCCAAUUGGUACCAUCGUUUGAAGAUAACACGCUGCCGCUGUUCACCGACUUUGAAUCGGAAACCAACUACAUUCAAUCGCAAAUCGAAAAGUACAAACGAUUGGAAAUCAUCGUACAAUCCGGUCAAUUGGUAGCAGCAAAGAACAUUGAACUUGCACAAAACGAAGAGAUCACCAUCUACAUUGUAUUUAUUGUACUCGAUUCAAAGAGACCUUGGUUAGGUGGUAAACUAAAGAAUAUGGAAGCAAAGUUAUUUAUUGGUUUGGAUAAAUUGGAUGAUAAACCACUUAUUGGUACACCAACAAGAGAAUUAAAUAUAAGUACAAAAGUAUGUAAAUCAAUGAUGGAUCUUGCACAGAGAAAUAUCAAUUUUGGAAAUAUCAUUCAAUAUGACUAUAGAACAAAGACAUUGUUGAUACAUAAUCUUACACAAGUACCAUUGGUAUAUCGUAUCAAAAAGUCUGGUUCUAUUACCUCUGGUAAUCUUAAUAUUGCAAAUGUUGAUAGAAUGGGUAUUAUUAGACCAUUUAGAAAGAGAGAAGUACAAUUUGUAUUUAAACCAACAUUCUCUGGUAUUUUCGAUGAGAAAUUGAUUAUAGAGAAUAUUUAUGAUAGUAAUAAUAAUCAGAUCGUUCACAUCAAGGCAAACGUUAAGAAACCACGUCAUUUCUUCUUGAAUACUUUGGAUAUCGAUUUCGGUGUUUGCAUGAUCAAAGGCAAAUCGAUCACCAAGAGAAUCACAGUGACCAACACCUCCAAUCAGAAGCGUAUCUUUAAGAUCAUCGAUGAUUCCCCGAGUUCCUUUGAGAGUUGUUUGAAUAAGCUAUUCUUCAAGUUGGAGGAACGUUCUGCAAUGUCCGUUUCCAAAGAGACCGAGGUGGAGAUUGAUGCACUCGAGCGAAAGCUAAAGAUCUGUCGUCGAAAAGGACAACACGAGAAAGCACUGAAGAUCAACAUGCAGAUCGAAAAGCUGAGAAACAGUGGUAAUCCAUCGGUUGCAGCUGUUCCUGUUAGUAGAGCUACUUCACCUGCCAUCGAGUCGGAAGUAGCUGAUGGAUCUGUACUCUCACCAAUGCACUCUAUCUCUGGAAAUGGCGAGAUCGGCGGCGGUAAUGUUGAAAAAGUAGAUGCUUCACUUUUAAACAACUCUGCUCCACCUAAACCAGCAGCAAAGAUUGGUGAUAGUUCAAUCACUUUUGAAGUGGAUGGUGGUGGAAUUCAAAAUAUCUUGGUGUAUUUCGCACCGAUUCCCAAGCCUGGACGUAGACAGUGGUAUGGAAAGGAAGAUGGAAUUGGAUCUAUUCUUGUCUACGAAUCAAAGAAUAGCGAUGUCACAAAGAAGAUCAACUAUAAUGCAACGAUUUGUUUCGAUGAGGAGACCUAUCGUCAGAACAUCUCACAGGCACAACUAGCAGAUGACGCAGGUGUAGGUGGCCACCACCAAGCCGGCAGUGGUAGCAUCAAGUCACCAAUCUCCAAUGUCAUGACGAGUCCAACCACUUCGCCCAAAUCAUCGACUAUUAUCACCUCGACAGCAACUCUAAUCAAACCAACCGCUAAACUAGCUGCACAACCAACGGUGAUGACCAUAUCACCACCGAAACUCGACCUUGGAGAGGUACGUGUCUACGAGGAUAUUGUAUUCCGUUUCACACUCGCCAAUCAUACAGGACAUCGUGUCAACUAUGAUCUCUCUUUGAUGGUGCCAUCUACAUCUUCAACUUCAGGAGGCAACUCGGUUAAAUGUCCGAUUACUCUCAAGGAGAAGCAAGGUGUCAUCGAACCAUACGGACGUCGUACACUGGAAGCUGUCUGUCAACCACAAGUUCCAGGCAAACAAACACACACCAUCUUGGUUAAAUCUAGCAACUACGAAGGAACCAUCCAAGUAUCACUCAGUCCCAGACCUCCACAAUAUGUAUUAUUCCCUGAUUUACCAUCAUCACAAAUCCUGGAUUUCGGUGAUUGCUACUAUGACAAAUCAAAGAAAUUCUCAAAGACCUCUUCAUUUAGAUUAGAUAAUUUAUCACAUAAAUCAUUGUAUAUCAGUGUAAAAUCUAAUCUUUCAAUGCAAAUAUUUGUAUUCCAAGAUGAAAAGUUUACAAAACCAGCUGAUAAUAUAUUUUUGAAAGGCUACGAGAAAACAGUUGUCUAUAUUUGUUUGCAACCAAGUAUGACCUCUGAGAAUUAUAUCGAUGGUCACUGCAGAGAGUUGGUCGGUGGUAUUAGAAUCAAGGUUCACGAUACCGAACAUAGUAUGCUCUAUGAGAAUACCAUAAAGUUUACUGCAAUCGUUGGAAAGAGUAUUAUAAGAGUUGGUAAGACUCUUAUCGAUCUCGGUUCAACUAGUAAUCUUGGUGAGGUGGUCAGUGGUAGUUUCAAUAUAAGCAACCUCACUACUCUGUUGCCAUUGAAAUACACGAUGACACCUUCAAAGAAUUUGAAACUCUCAAAGACUGAAGGUACUCUAGAUGGUGCAGAAGUCUCGCAUGGUCUCUCGAAAGAACGUAUCUAUUUCACUUUGCACACCAAUGUCUAUGGAUUGUACGAAGAGAAGGUCACCAUUGCCAAUCUCUCUUGUCCAGGACAGAAACUAGAGGUCAACAUCCGGUUGUUGGUGGAUGACGCUUCACUCCUAACUAAUCUACCGCUCAACUCUAAUAGUUGUGAUAUUUUGAAGUUGGAAGAUGUCUAUGUGGCACCGGUUCAGUCUGCAGUGAUUCUGGAGGAAGCUCGUCGUACCACAGACUUUAUUAUUUCACAAGGUUAUACCAAGACAGGAACUCAAUACACUCUGCUGAAUCCAUUCACCAUGAGAAACUAUCUCAAGUACGACAUUCGUAUCUAUCCCAAGUGUAAUAUCAAUAUCAUGUUGUUCCUACACGAACCAUCGAUUGAAGAACUACCGACAUCCAAUGUGAAUAAUGUUGCCGCUGACAAACGUAGAUCUAUGCGUCUCUGUGGAAAACCAUUCGUACUCACCAACGACCAAAAGAUUAUCGUCUACCCUCAUCCACCGGAACCGGAAUCACUCUUGACACCCAAGAAAAAGUCAUUACUAUGGAAAGGAAGAAAAGUUCAAUUCCAAGGUACUUUGGUUUUCGAACGUUCCGAUACCACUCACUAUCCAAUCGGUCCUGGUGAAGGUAAGACACACAUCAGUAAGCUCGUUACAAUCAAUGGAUCGUAUUGUAUGUCUCUGGGUGCUCUAACCGAGGAGAGUGUCGAUAUUGGACGUAUUGGAUAUGAGAAUAGUUGGAAGGAAGUUGUUAUCAUGAUCGAAGUUCAGAAUCUUUCAGAGAUACCACUUCACAUUAGAGCGUUACCACUUCCAUCGAAAUCAAUUAAAUUCACCAAUUUGUCAGCACUUUCAGGUUCGUCUAUGCUGAGCGCACCGCCAAGCGCUGCCAACAGCACAACCAACUCCACCGAUAUGCUGCUAAAGAGAGAUCAACAAGUUGUUUCACCAGGAAUCAAUAGCUCUACAUCUAUCUCUGGAAGUGGAGGACUUCAAUCCAAUCUUAUUAAUGCAUCGACUGGAUCGUCAUCAUCCUCUUCGAUCUUUGAUCAAGACGGUUAUUUCGAAAUCAAUGAAUCAGAGUCUCGUCAAAUCUCAAUCUCACUCGAUCCAAAGAAGAUAGAACAACAAACAGCUGGUCCACUCACUCUACCGAUUCUCUUUGAAAAUAUCUACAAUCAUAAUAACCCAUUGAAAUUCAACAUUAAUCUGCAUCAUACUCUUCGUGUCAUUUCUUUUGGUCGUUUGGUCGAAGGUGAAUUCGUACUACCAAACAUUCAUCAUCCACCAAUUCCAGGCACCAGUUCUCAAGCAGAUGAAUGGUUUACCAUUGAAAAUACAUCAAACAAAGUACUAAAGAUCAAUGUUGAUAUCGACUUGCUACCAAACAUCCAAGAGUUGAUCACUGUAGAAGUAGUUCAUAAAUCAUCGAAUGCACCAAUUCCAAGUUUCUCGUUGCGUCCAUCAGAGUUGAUCGAAGUGAGACUACGUGCCAAACCACGUCCCGAUUCUAGAUUGAAAGAACAAUUCGAUCAGAUUUCACCAUUCGGUAAGAUCUGUAUCAAUACCAAUCUUUACCCGGUGGAAGUGAUACCAAUACGUGGAACUAUCGUUGCCGGUCAAACAUUUUCACUCUCUGUAGCAAAACUCAACUUUAAUUCCAUGGCAAGAAUUACCAAUACCGAUGGUACAGAAGAACAGAUCCUACAGUCAUCGCUCACCGAUUACUUUAAGAUUCGUAAUCUCUCUACUCAUUUCCCAAUGAAAUUCGCUGUUGAACCAAUAUUUGUGGGUGGAGCAUCCAACUUCCCUGCAAACAUCAAGAUUUCGCCAGCAGAUGGUGAAAUCCAACCGAAUGAAUCAUUACCAAUUGAUAUCAAUGUUGAGUUACCCAACGAAGAUAUGCCACCAAGCAGUACAUUCCAAGUACAAGUUACAGCACUCGAUACUUUCAACAAGGAAACUCAAAAGCUUGCUGUCAAUAUUCUAGGUGGAAAUAAACCUAUUUCAUCGCCAACUGUAAACUCCUCUCAAGUCUCUUCAAGUACACCAACAUCAUCCUCUAGCUCAUCAUCGACCACCUCUACAGACCCAUCAACACCUCACGUCACCACCCAGUCGUUAUCCACUCAGGUAUCAUCACCAUUGACACUUCCACAAACUCAAAUCAAUACUCAACUUCCACCAUAUCAACUACAACAACAACAACAACAAUCUCAAUCUCAAUCUCAAUCAACACCUCCACAACAAACCACACCACAACCUAAUUUACCACAACGUAUUUCAUUAAAAGGAUGUACACCUAUUCCAAAGAGUAAGAAUUGUUAUGAAAUCAAUUUAAAUCAACAAGAAUAUACCACUGGUAACGUACAAUGGGAGAUUACAUUGGAGAAUAUAAGUGCUGGUAAAUCAGUUGAAUACUAUAUCUUUACAACCAAACAAUCGGAUGAACAAUGGUUGGGUAUGAGUAGAAACAGUGGAAAGAUUGAAGCACACGGUCGUCAUAAUAUCACUCUUACAUUCUCUACCAAACGAAUGGAUAUGUAUUCUGCGUAUCUCAUAGUUGAGAAUAAGAAUAAUCCAAGUGAUCAAAAGACUAUUCAUAUUACAAUGGAUGUUGUUGCCAAGCAAAACACUCACUACAAAGUUUGGGUGGAUGGACGUCAAGAAGACUCGCCUUCUAUCAAUCUCGGUGAUGUAUUCUACAAUACAACUUACACUGAUCGUUCAUUCAUAAUUGCCAAUACAUCAUCUAUGCCUUUGGAUUUCAUAUUGACAACAAGUCUAUUGCCAACCGAUUGUACAGAAGUUUGCUUCUCGCUGAGCAGAUCGUAUCUUCGUUCUUUCAAUACAUUGUAUGUCGCUGCCAAUUCAUCGGUUAAAGUCUACAUCUUUUUCCAUCCUUCAUUUGCAACGGUGACCGACGAUCAAAAUGUUGUUCAAAAGGAUAUCAAGAUCUUUGUAAACUGUCGUUUGAUUCGUGACUUCCAGACUGUAAUCAACUUACAAGCUACCUGUAGACAUCCACAAAUUAGAUUAUCAGAUUACAACACUGUAUUUAUUGGUCGUGUAUCAAUGAAAGAUAGUUCAACUGUAGUAGCUCAACAACAAACUUCACCAAAUACAUUCUCACCUUUGGAAAAUUCACUGGAAUCAUCAUCAUCAACAGCAAUACCCUCUGAAUCCAAUGCAAUUGUAUCCGCAACAUCAACAUCCACUUCAUCAAAGAUUAAAAAGUCGUUUGAAGCCAGUUCAUCAUUGCUGUUAACAAGCACAUCUAGUUCUCUAAAGUCCUCUGCCGUCAGCGGUAACGUUAAUCCUUCGAUCAAGAAAUCAGUGGUUGAUAUCGACUUUGAGAGUGAAAGUCGUGAUAUCUCUAUUUACAACAACUUUGCACAAGCCGAUCUACAUUACUGUGUUCGUUCCAACUUGAUGUUCUUUAUUGUCGACUGUGUUGAGAGUGGUAUUAUCUCUGCCGGUGAAUCAACAACCAUCUCUAUUCAUCCAAAUAUUCAAGCGAUCCUCGAGAAUUCCAACUUGCUCUUGAAAGAAAAGUACUUUGAGGAACAUAUCAUCGUUUACAAUAGAAAUAGACUCAGCGAGAAGCAUGUUAUUUCACUUCGUAUCACAAUCGGUAAUCUCACUGCAUUCUCUACAUCGUCUGGUCUCAAGGGUGGUUAUCACUAUAGAAAUCUAGAGUACAUCAUCACCAAAUUCAAUAGAAAAUUCAAGAAAUUCUGGUUCAGAGUACUAUCAAUUCAACAACAGGCUGCUGCUACUGCUGCCGCUGCUGCUGCUGCCAACUCUGCAAGUGGUAAUGUAACAACAUCUCCAACAACCACCGCUGCUGAACAACAACAAACCAAUACCACCAACACAACAACCAUUUCAUCACCACCAAAUGAUUCAACAAAUGAAGAUAUCAAAUCAAUAGAGAAACUCAAGGAAUUAAUUGAAAUCGGUAGUAAAAAUGAAAGAUAUCCACAAAUGGUAUUCGAUCUACAACAUAUCACCAAUGAAUUGAUUCUAUUUGGUUUAAAGAAACAAGUUGGACAAUUAACAUCUCAUUUAGCAAGUUUAUUCUAUUGUAAUUUAUUCAAACAAAACAUAUUCAAAUUAACAUCAUCAGAGGCAAAGAUAACCGCAUUAAAGUCAACAGCAAUCGUUCAAUGUUGUAUUAAUAGUUUGGGUGAAUUCCUAAGUUAUUUCCCAGAGAAGAGAGAGGAUCUUUUAGAGCUUCGCAACCUACAGGAUCAAAUUUCAAAGACAAAUUCUACAACUAUUUUAAAUAAUGAAGAUGAUGAUACAAGUGAUGACGAUUCCAAUACGAAUUGA
Heterostelium album PN500 is the source of this 7446-nucleotide messenger RNA. RefSeq lists its product as uncharacterized. The transcript has 6 exons. The coding region runs from base 1 to 7446 and encodes 2481 amino acids. The record is from RefSeq and is a predicted model, not a curated record. NCBI's taxonomy places the organism in Eukaryota, Evosea, Eumycetozoa, Acytosteliales, Acytosteliaceae.